AUGAUAGCUCAGACACAACCACGUCGUCCAUCAUAUGGUGGAUCUAUUGCUAGUAGAUCAAAACAGGAACCGGUGACACGAACUAAGCACAGAUCUAAAUCAAUUUCUGCUGGCACAACACUGCCAUAUCAUGUCAUUCGUCGACCUUCAGCACCUAUUUUGACAGAGAGACCUCGUCUCUCUAUAGCAGACCGAUUCAUGUCUACAGAUUAUACAAAAACUGAAUCACAGCCAUCUUUCGAUGCUGUUUCCACUAUCACUUCAGUGGCAGAUCGUUUCAUGAGCAAACCAUCACCCACUAGUUCAACAUUAAGUAUGCCUAAGGAAGAAACAAUCAUAGAUCCAACGCCUGUCAGACUCACGAUAGCCGAGACAUUCAUGCGAUCUUCAUCCACUUUAUCGCCAUGCUAUCGAUCUCGAGCUGGUUCAUUCGCCGAUGAGCUGGAGAGACCCAUCAAGAAAGCGCAUCCUCUAGAACCACAGGCUUCCAAAUCGACAUUGUUUGAUGACGCAUUUCAUCUUGAUUUAACAUUGGAUACAGAACAAGGCAGAAAAAAUAGUCGACCUUGGGGAAGUCAAGAUACACUUGUUCAAUUGGAAAAAAAGAAACCAAUUUACGCACAGUACAUGGAGUCAGAGAAAAACGCAACCAUUGAUUGUGUCUCUUUUGAUGACAAGCAAACAAUUGAUCUCACUCAUGAAGAAGAUGAAGACACUGUAGAUUAUAGCAAGUUUGAUCAUUAUUAUCAAAAGGGACUGACGGCUUGGGAGAACGAAGAAGGGGGAGAGGAAGAAGGUGAGGACGACCUUUCAGAACAAGAAAAGCAAUCAGAGAAACCAGCAUCAAUCAAAGCUUCAAAACCUACACCUGCCGUACAAGAAAGCAGAGGAUGUUGGAUAGGAUGUUGUUUUAUCAGUUCCAAAAGACCUCAACAUAAAAAAAAAGAUCUUGAGCAACAAAGAACUAAAGAACACAGUAAAUGCUGUGGUCGAAAAAUAUGGGUAUUUUGUACAUUUCUAAUUGUUAUUCUUUGUGCACUGGUCGCUUACUUUUUGUGGCCUCGUACACCUUUGAUGCGUAUCGAAGGUGCUUCACUGACAUCACCUGUGAAAAUAGCUGAAACGAAACAAAAUGCUUGGUACAGUGGCAAUGUUCAGUUUGAAAGCGAAUGGCUUGUGAAUGUGACCAUCGAUAAUCGCAGAAACCAUGUGCCCACACGCGUUGUUCAAAUCCAAGUCUUGGCUAAAGAUGCACUUACAGGUUUAGUGAUUGGCAAGGGCACACACAAUGAUGAUUCAAGUCCCGAACAUAUUGUUUUGCCUCCCAACACGAUUUCAACUAUCCAACUACCAGUUCGCAUUGAUUAUCAGGCGCGUGAUAGUAUGGACACCACGUUUGCAGACCUCAUAAAAUCCUGUUCUCCUAAACACCAUCCUGUUUCUAAUGGGAAUUCUACAGGCUCCCAUUUACGGGAAGCACUUCCUUUACAUUUUUGGAUCACACUUCAUUUCUUUGGUCUUGAUUGGUUAGGAUAUAAACCUACAGUGAUAGCAGCACCAGCAACUGGAGGAUUUGCUUGUCCACAACCUUAA
Molecule: messenger RNA, 1593 nt
Organism: Gilbertella persicaria
Lineage: Eukaryota; Fungi; Mucoromycota; Mucoromycetes; Mucorales; Choanephoraceae
Exons: 2
Coding region: 1-1593 (530 amino acids)
Source: RefSeq, a predicted model, not a curated record